CAAUAUAGCAGUAUUUGUAAAUGACAUUAGAAGCUUUUAAUUUUUAUGGAUUUGUGGUGAGUUUUUUUGAAUUCUUAUUGACAGAGCAUAUAUGUAAUGGGCCACCACUAAAACCCCAUUAUCUGAUAAACACAAAGACGAGAGAUUGUGAGGCAUCAGCUAUGGUUGUGACAAGUAAUAUGAAAACUAACUAAUCUUGUCACCCAAUGAAAUCGGGAGAUUUUUAUCAUGUUAUCCAUCAAGCUUCCCAAAUGAUCCAUCAUUUGUCUUUAUUGAUUUCAUAAGAAGUUAUCCAAUGCUUGUGAAAACUGAGAAUUGUUGAAGUAUUGGGGAAAUAUACAUGUUGUGAAAAGUAGUAUAAGAUAUGACAUAUCGUCAACAUGAACAAAGUAUGCUAUUAACUUUCAUAUACUACAGUAAUAAUAUAUACCUGGAAAUAUAAAAAUCAUCAUUUAAUCAGAGAUGAAAGAGGACUAUUGGAAAGUACAGCUCAGUUCUUUAAUACCAUCUAAGUAAAUACAAGUCAGUUAGUAAAGAUUUGAAAAUCCAUCAGGGAUUUUAUAUUGUGAAUGAAAUUAACACAUUUGAUGCAAGUUAUUGAAUUUAUUCAAAUACUGAUGGAUAGCUUAUGAAACUUGUGUCACAUUGAACUACGCAAAGUUGUCAAUGAUUAAUAAAAGAAAUAACCUAAAUUACAUGGUUACAAGUUGAUGACCAAGACAAAAUCAAUCAUUUCUUUUGUAAAAAAGAAAGAAAAACGAUUUUUAAAUAAUAAUUGGGAUUGUGGACCAUUUCAACAAUGUGGAGAGGAUCAGAGACAGUUAUGGUAGGUUCGUAACAGGUUUUGUCUUAUUGAAUUUGUCAACGUUGAAAUCAAUUACAGCUCAACCGAUAUUGAAUUUGUAUAGCAAGGACAGUAUUUUAACUAAUGAUAGAACAGAAAUCUACAAAUAAAGAAAAUGACAAUCCAACUUAUAUCAAUAUUGUCAAUGCAUGUCCAUAUCGUCAUAAAUUUAUAGAUCAUAUCUUUUUUAUAACAAAACUGGCUCCAAAAGAAACAUUAUAUUACUGAACUGAAAUUAACAUUCAGCAGAAGCAGCAAAUUAAGGAAAGAAUAAAAUUCAAUUGGAGAAAACAAAAAUGUGUAAAUAUAGAAAUGGAUAUUUUAAUGAACCAUCUGUUAAAAGUUAAAAUUGUGAAAACUGACGAAUGACUACGUUGGACAUCAGAUAUGAUUAUUGAUCAAAUUAUUGACAAGUAUUGAAGUAGCUAUACGAGAGUCGAGAGUCGUUAAACUUGAACACAACUUAUUUUAAAAAUUUAACACUUCUCAAGGAGUUUAAUGCUGUUAUUGUGUAUGCAGCUAGACAUCUUUAACCUUUUCAUAAGAUUUAAAUGCAAUUUACCAUAAAAAGACAAAAGUACAGGACAUUAUUCUACUUUAUAAAAAAUAUAGCUGAAUUAUAGCAGUGCAGUGUUUACUGUGUUAACUAAUGGAUAGAAUCUAGAAGUGUUCAACAGCUAUAUCUUCAAAAUAUUUGUAAGCACAAGGAUAAACUUCUUUAAAAAGUAGUCUCAGAAGAAUAUGAAAUAGUCUUGGAAGAAUUUGAAAUCUAUGUUACAUGGGAAUAUCUUCAUCACUGUAAAGCAUUAUCAUGGAUUGCUUUGAUAAAUGUGUGUCUGGGAAAUGUUGUUCUAACAGUAAUCUUUUUUAAGUGUCUCAUACCGUGAUUACAGUUUCAUUGUGACCAGGCAGUCAAUCACAUCGUCUGAACGGACUUGAUUUCAUUAUUUCGUUUCUACCAUUUCCGAUAACUUUACAAAUUCCAGAUCGGUUCCAUUUUUAACUUUUCUUUUCCAUUAUCAGCAGCUUAGCAAAGGAUGAAAAAAGGAAAUACAAGCUUUCCUAGAUCAAAAGACAUUAUAUGUUGAAAUAAGCAAAAUGCAAUAAGCUUGACGAUCAAGUAAAAUUUAUAGCAUACAAAAAGAAACACUACAACAAAAUGGCUGGUGCAGGGAAUGUAACUAGUGUCACUCAAGUAAAGGACACUGAAAUUGAACUUUAUUCAGUGGUGCUAUCGUCAACUACGUUGUGUCUUGCCUUAUUUUUUGGAAGCGGUGGAAAUAUAACGAUUUUGUUAGCAAUGUGUUUUAAUGGACUUAUGUCACGACUACGAUACAUAUUUUUGUCAAUAUUACUUAUUGUUUGUACAUUAUAUGAUUUGUUGUGGUGUCCACUAGAAAUAUAUCAUCUUAUUCAUCAUCAUCAUUCACCGUACGAUGUCGGAUCAAAGGUCAAGUUUGCAGGUCAGUGUCUAUACAUGUGUUUAUUUACUGGAUUAUUCUGCAGUCUAGUUAUGAUCAGUGUUCAUAGCUUGUGUGUACUGAUGGACAAAUUAGGACGGAAAUAUUUAAAGCUAAUUAUUCUAGUCAGUAGCGUUAUUGCAAUAGUAUUGGUGACCGUAAAUACAAUUGGAUAUUCGGUUAUAUCUACAAAAUAUGAAAUUUCCGACUCAUUGUCUUACUUAAUUCUUAAUAGUAAUUCCUACAUAUAUCGUGUAACAUGUUACAGUGUUUGUAUAGCCUCUUCUAUUAUUGUUAUGAGUAUAAUGAUCGCCAUGGUGGUUUAUAAGCAAAAUGUUCGGUCAGAAAAAAUAAGUGAAGAAUCUGACUACUCAGAGCCACCAACUCCUGAGAGACUAAAUAUAAACAUACCGAGCUUACUCAUUAAAGGUGCUGACGAUGACAAUGAAAGUGAUAACGAAGAGAAUGAAAACAACGAGAAAAAAUCUAUUCAUGACUCUACAAAACAUCUUGGUCCACAAGAUGCUUCAUCAAUAAAAGAUGACAAUACUUCUACACUAGGGGAGCUACCCUCUCCUUCACGUACAAAAAAUAAUCACCUUAGUGUCAACAUGGCAGCCAUUUUAGGCAGACGUCGACAUACAAUCGGCCAAAUAGGGUCUACAGGACUGGAUGUUAUGGAAAAGGCUAAACAAUACAAUUACGUAAGAAAAUUCUCUGUAGAUAUUCAGGCCCUGCAAGCACAAUUAGAAAAUCCUAAAAUUCAUGGAGGAAACUUUCCCUUUAGAUCUGAUACUGAAUUACAAAAGACUGCCCAGAAUGACAGGAAAGAGUUUCUUAUACGUAGACCACAGACUCCAACGUUGGAUUCCAGAAUGUGGGAGAAAGAUUUCUCUGAAAGCCGAGAAGACAUAUCUAAAAGUAAUGAAGAAUGCUGUAGGACUUCAAUUCAUUCUCAAAAGUCAACAAAAUCCAACAGAUCUAAUAGGUCAUAUAAAUCGAGCAGGUCUAAUAAAUCGAGCAGAUCAAAUAAAUCAAGCAGACGUAACUCUAGUCAUGACACAGUCAGUCCUCCAAUCAUAACACUAUCAGAAACAACGGCAGAAGAACAACAUGUCCUUGACCUUCCAGAAGACAAAGGACCAACGUACAUAAAACUUUGUUGUCUAUUAAUAGUAACAUUUAUUUGUUGUUUACUACCCAUGUAUAUAACAGAGACUGUUCGUCAUCGUUUAUCAUCUGCCGCGUACAUAAACAUUGUAACGUGUACAAUGGCUCUGUCUGUUGUGCAGACAAUUAUAUAUCCACAUGUUUUAUUUUGUAUGGAUAACUUUAUACAUAAUUCUGUACAUAAGUUUUUUGGUAAGUUUCACAGUCAAGUUAUGUUGGUUUGUUAUGAACGACAAGCAGUACCUACGGACAACAUUGAUAUUACAGUUACCCAAGUGUAGUCUAUUUAUAAAUAUAUUAUUUCUAUUUCAA
Messenger RNA from Mytilus trossulus (common blue mussel), 3786 nucleotides. RefSeq lists its product as uncharacterized. Gene Ontology annotation, biological process: neuropeptide signaling pathway. Gene Ontology annotation, molecular function: neuropeptide receptor activity. Gene Ontology annotation, cellular component: plasma membrane. The transcript has 2 exons. The coding region runs from base 2004 to 3755 and encodes 583 amino acids. Lineage: Eukaryota; Metazoa; Mollusca; Bivalvia; Mytilida; Mytilidae. The record is from RefSeq and is a predicted model, not a curated record.